AAUGUAGGAAGGCUUGACGGUUGACAGUUAAAGCUUUCAGGGAACAAUCCAGCUCUCUUCAGAACAAGUCGUGCCCCAGCCAAUGGAGGAAAUUAUUCAGGGAAAAUAAAAGUUCAACUACCCAUCAGGAAUAUGAUAUUGACAAUGAGUUCCUAUUAACAUCUAAACAAGUGAUCUCCACAUAAACGAAAUCCAAGUACAGCUAGCUUGCAAGCUAGAGCAGCACAAGUUGGUAGUUCUUCAGCAGGGCCUGAACUGCGCCAAAGAAUAUAAUAAAAGAAGAAGAAGAAGAAGAAGAAGAAGAGUUGUGGCCAACUAACUUGUCACCAUAUUUAAGGAGUUGAUAUGCUACCCUCUUAGAAGAUUUAGCUCCUUCUCCUUCCUACCCCUCUAAACCAGACUGCUUGUGCUCAUCUGCUUCUGUUUUGCUGUUCAUCUUCAGAGUUAACUUGGUCUAGUAACGAGUCAGAAGCAAAGGCUGCUCGUCGGAGUUCUAAAACUGAGAGGCUAGUUCCAGAGGAGCUCUUUUUCGUCGAGGCCUCAAGGGCUUCACCAAUGGCGAUAAAGAUGAAGGGUAUCUUCAAAGGGCUGAAGAUAAUCUCUCAGAUGUUUGCGCAUAAGGAACAUGAGAUGGAGAUCGGGUACCCUACAGAUGUAAAGCAUGUGGCUCACAUAGGUCUGGGCACCAGUGACACUUCUCCAAGCUGGAUGGCUGAAUUCAAGGGGACAGAGGAAUUGUCAGCAGGCUCUAUGAGCACGGCUGCACAGUCAAGGCAGACUUCUUGGGCCUCUGCAGACUUUGAGCAUCCAAGAAGCAUGAUGCCCAUUGAGAUCUUCCCGGACAACAGCAAGGCCCGCCAACAAGAGGGCCCCUCUUUCCCUGACGUGGCAAGAGGAGGCCCGAGGAAGCCGAAGAGGAAGAAGAACAGGGCGUCGUCGCCUACCUCGUCUGCAAGGUCAUCGUCUUCAAGGUCAAGAGCUUCAUUUGCUACUGCGUACGACGCCUUCAGUGAGUCGCAAAGAGGGUUCCGGGUCGCCUGAACGGCAGGCAGAAACCAUGCGUGUAUGCAGAUCACCAUGCCUGUAAAUGCUUUCGGUUUAGGGAGACAGCUUUGGUUUGGAAUUGUUUGAUUCUUUGUUUUCUUUUUUACAGUCAGACCUAGUUGGAAAUCCAAAGGAAAAUCGACUUAAAUUAAUGUUUGAAAUGCAGUCAUCAUCUCUGAUCUUA
Setaria italica (foxtail millet) is the source of this 1228-nucleotide messenger RNA. RefSeq names its product CRIB domain-containing protein RIC10. The record is from RefSeq and is a predicted model, not a curated record. Lineage: Eukaryota; Viridiplantae; Streptophyta; Magnoliopsida; Poales; Poaceae. The transcript is spliced from 5 exons. The coding region runs from base 556 to 1041 and encodes 161 amino acids.